UCAGUCUUGUUUAAAGCUAUGUCCGGUAGAGAAGUAAAAAUUAUACGUGGCGUAGAGUUCAGUGCUUAAAUUGAAAGAAAUCAAAAUAAAACGAAGACGUUUCAAGGCUCAUGAUUAUAGAAAUAGUAGCACAUUAAGAAACAGAAUUUCGCAUUUUCAUAACGUUUACUAAUUUUUGGAAAAAAUGUGCCAAUUAUUUCGAAUUUUGUUGACAUUUUACAUCCUGACAGUAGUGGUUAAGGCUGAAAUUGCCAUAUUUUAUGCUACAAAUUUCAUCAACCAUUCAACAUCAUCUGGAUGUUCACCAAAUUCUGUAGAAACUUGGCAGUGCUCAAAUGGUCAGUGUAUACAGUCGGACGAUCUAUGUGAUGGAGUGCCACAAUGUGAUGAUAAAUCCGAUGAGACUGUGGAAAAUUGCUUGAAUAUGCCAUGUCCCAAAUAUGCCUUCAGAUGUGCCUACGGUGGUUGCAUACCAGGAUCUUAUGAAUGUAAUGGGGUGUUGGAUUGUCUGGAUGGCUCCGAUGAGAACUGGUAUCUGUGCAACAGUUCCGCUAACUUUAACAAAGACAUAAGAGGCAAUUGUGGUUCAUCCACACAAAUGAUGUGCAAAUCUGGCGAAUGCAUAAAUGGCGAGAAAUUAUGUGAUGGUUUGCAAGAUUGCCGUGAUGGCAGUGAUGAGACAGUGGAAUAUUGCAGUUUCUUGAAGUGUCCCGUGUAUGCGUUUCGUUGUGGCUAUGGGGGCUGCAUAACGGGCAGUGCCCAAUGUGAUGGUAAACGAGAUUGCUUAGAUGGUUCAGAUGAGCUGCCGAGAUUGUGUGGGCAACUCAAUAUACCGCGGCGGAAUGAAACUACAAUCACCUCCACAGAGUCUAGUUCGUUUUCUUCUUCACCUUCCUAUUCAACUACCUCGUCACCAACCUCUUAUCCUACUUCCACACCUUCCUCUUAUCCUACUUCUUCAAUUUCCUCUUAUCCUACUUCUUCAACUUCCUCUUAUCCUACUUCUUCACCUACCUCUUAUUCCACUUCUACACCUUCCUCUUAUUCCACUUCUUCACCUUCCUCUUAUCCUACUUCUUCCCCUACACGUUCCCCUACACGUUCCCCUACACGUUCCCCUUCACGUUCCCCUACACGUUCCCCUACACGUUCCCAUUCACCUUCCCCUUCACCUUCCCCUUCACCUUCCUCCCCUCCCAUGCUUUGCUCUCCAAAACCCCUUGGUCGUGGAAUUUCCACCAAAGCCAAAUGUUCAUACAACAACCGUAUGACAAGUUGCUACAAUAAUUUGCGCAUGGGUACCAAGGCGGAGAUUUCCUGUGCUGCCGGUUACACCACAAACGCAAGACAAACCAUAGCGAAUACUACCCUAGUUUGUGGACAUGAUGGCCAAUGGAAUAAUUCCAAAUUUAAAUGCCUUCCCCGUUGUGGUGAGCUUUCACUUGAGCCCGAGGGCAGUACUACAAAACCCUGGGAUGUGACCAUAUUUCGACGUUCAUUUGUGCCUACUUAUCAACCUAUUUGUAGUGGAACCAUUGUCUCACCGAAGAUUGUAAUAACAGCUGCCCAUUGUUUUACAUCCCAUGGUGAUGGUUAUGCCACCGAACAUGUGCUGUAUAAUGUUGUCGAAGGCUAUUACAGCUUUAGCUACGAGGAGGCGGAUGCCCUUAACGCUGUUGCCCAUAAAAUAUCGGCGAUACAAAUCCACAAUUCAACCGAGUCGGAGAGCCUGGCCUUAUUGGUAUUGGUCAACUAUUUUCAGUUUUCUCGUUUCCUGCAACCCAUAUGUCUACCCGAUGCACUUAGCAAUCGGUCAUUAGCUAAUGUUAGACAUCUGAAUAUUGGUCGCGCAGUAACCAAGAACGAUUCGCGUCAGUACUUGGAGUUUAUUAUAUCGCAUGUGAAUGCAUCUCAGGGUAGUGAUGCUUAUAAAUACAUAGAAAUGAAACAUUUUCUACCGAUUAUUAAUGAACAAGUAAAACGUUACAAUAAAAUACUUUAAAGUGUCAAGAGUGAA
Molecule: messenger RNA, 2017 nt
Organism: Stomoxys calcitrans (stable fly)
Lineage: Eukaryota; Metazoa; Arthropoda; Insecta; Diptera; Muscidae
Product: modular serine protease-like
Exons: 5
Coding region: 185-2002 (605 amino acids)
Biological process (GO): proteolysis
Cellular component (GO): plasma membrane
Molecular function (GO): protein binding; serine-type endopeptidase activity
Source: RefSeq, a predicted model, not a curated record